CUGUCCCCUCCUAAUCCUAUAUUCUACCUAUAUGCCCUUUUCUCUGUAGCAUCACCCUUCAUUCUCCCUGCGCUUUCGUGUCUUUCGCUUCGUUCUUCCUUCUUCCUUCUCUUUUUUUUCCCCUUUUUCUUUCCUCCCUUCUUUCCUUCUCCCCCCUGGUCGCCUGUGACAAACCCUCGGCUCGCCGACCGAACCAGGUGUUCGUUCCCGCUGGCUUAGAGCCUUACGAUCGCGCCCCCUGGUCCGCCCACGCUUGUCCAUCCACCUCUGCCCCCUCUAUUAUCAUCUCCCUCUCUCCCUCUCUUCCCUCUCUCAUCUCUCAUCCCCCAAGAGCGCUUUCAACCCCCGGGUCGAUCAUGAUCCUCGACACACGGUCAUCUCUGCGUCGUCAAUUCCUUCAGCAGCAGUGUUAGACCUGUGUCGUUGCUUGCAUCACAUCCCUGCAAGGCUUCCUAUCCCGUUCGUCUCCAUCCGUGUCUCAGUCGCGUCCGAGACAAUUCCCUAGCCGCGUUUGUCCAUCUCCGGCGCCCGUCAAGUAUCAUAUAUAUCGCUCCGACGCCGCCGAGGUACGCUGCUUUUCCCGAAUUGGAUAGGCGAACGUGGUUUGGAAGGAGGUAGCGAGGAGAGGCCGUGCUGCAGUGCAGCUCCUUUCCUUUCACCUUCCCCUGUUAUUGGUGUGAUUGUACAGCACGAGGGAAAUCAAUUGCGGCUGCCAGGACUCGGAGCCCGACUCGCGGAUUACCGCAUCGGGGUGCGGACUCGAUUUGGUCAGAGCAAGAGAACGUGUCUGAUACUGCAGGAGUGUUUGGGAAAGCCGGGUUGGACCGUUGUGCUACUGGCACCCGUGGGUUCCAUUGCUCUGUCUUUAGCUUCGUACAGGUAUGCCGUCUGCUGCCAUGCAAACGAUCCCUCAUUAUAGUUCAGCCCACAAUCCCACAACAUAUAAUACACCGUCCUGCAAUUCAAUUCCUGCACCGACUUCGCACUCCCAUUCCGCCCCACCAUCUUCCAAUACCCUUGGUGAAUCGUCCUCGCGGUCGCAAUGGCCGCGUGAGUCGUCCACUUCCAAUAUGGGCACAUCGCUAAAUCCCCAGCAGCCCCUGCACGAGCCAGUGACCACGGCAUCCCCUUCGGCUAUGAGCGUCUCCCGUUCGCAAACCCUGCCCGUGUCAGCAACGGCUGAAUCUUCUGUUGUGGCACCCACUGCUUCAUCGUCGGGCCAGAACGCUCGCAUCAACUACCCCGAUCUCCUCGGUACUCCGCCUAUCCCGCCUCCCAGAACAUCUUCUAACAACCGUUCUCGCCAUGGUUCCUCGGCGGAAAAGGUAUCCGGGUCUCGCCAGUCGGAGGAUGCGCGCCAUCGCAAGGGAAAAGAUCGAAGCACAGGUCGUCGCGAGAGAACGGGCGAUAUCCAGCCGCCCGAGGAUUCGUCAAUGGGCCUGGGCGGAAGUGCAACACGCGGUCAGACCAUGUCGCCUUCUGCCUCUCAACCCCAAUCCGAGCCCGGCAUGGGAUCUAUUCCCAGCCUGGGAACGUUGAUGAAGGAGCCCAGCACCGUGGUAAACCAGGUUGUGGUAAGUGACCCUGCGGUGCGUAUGGAGAGGGAGCAGACGCGGCAGGCAGGCAUGCAAUCGUCUACUCCCACCGAUAAUACUCCGUCAACAGCUUCCGGGUUGGGCUUGGUCGGCAGUGAAGGUGUGGACGAUGGAGGUCGUGGCGGGAUGCGCAGCCGUCAUGACUACAAUGGAAACUCUAGCAGUGGUAAACGCAAGGAGACCACUUUUGGGCAGUACAUCCUCGGACAGACAUUAGGGGAGGGCGAAUUCGGCAAGGUCAAGUUGGGCUGGAAGAAGGAUGGCAGUGUCCAAGUCGCCAUCAAGUUAAUCCGACGUGACGUUCUGGGUUCGAAUCCCAGCAGGCUUCCAAAAAUCUACCGUGAAAUCUCCAUUCUUCGCGGCCUUUCGCACCCUAAUAUCGUUCGCCUCCAUGAAAUGGUGGAAACUGACCGCCACAUUGGCAUUAUCAUGGAAUACGCGUCAGGGGGCGAGCUGUUUGACUACAUCCUAAAUAAUCGCUACCUCAAAGAUAAUCCUGCUCGACGUUUGUUCGCUCAGUUGAUCUCUGGGGUCGGCUAUCUGCAUAAGAAGGGGAUCGUUCACCGUGACCUGAAGUUGGAGAAUCUGCUGCUGGAUCGAAAUCGGAAUAUCAUCAUUACGGACUUUGGGUUCGCGAACACGUUCGAUCCGGCCGAUGAGCUUGGCGAGGAGAUCGAGUACAACCUGACAAACAAGGAAUUCGUGAAGAAGAUGCAUUUAGAUAGGCCCAACGCGAAGGGGAUGAGGCGAGGAGACUUGAUGCAGACCAGCUGUGGCAGCCCGUGCUAUGCGGCCCCAGAACUCGUAGUCAGCGACUCCCUGUAUACGGGACGCAAGGUUGAUGUCUGGAGUUGUGGGGUAAUUCUGUAUGCCAUGCUGGCCGGUUAUCUUCCCUUUGACGAUGACCCGGCGAAUCCAGACGGUGACAAUAUCAAUCUCCUGUACAAGUAUAUCGUCACGACGUCCCUGACGUUCCCGGAAUAUGUUACUCCCCAUGCGCGUGACCUCCUGAGACGGAUUCUUGUCCCAGAUCCACGCAAACGGGCGGACUUGUUUGAAGUGGCUCGCCAUAGCUGGCUCAAUGAAUAUGCCCACAUUGUUUCUCACAUCACCAGCAGUACAACGAAGAUCUCCGAAAUUUCCAGCACUACGGUGCCUUCGGAACGUGAUCAAGAAGGGGCAAUGCUUACACGUAGUGCCUCGGUCAGGGAACCUCCCAAGUCUUACCAGGGUAGCGUUUCCACCCUCGGUGGCCUCAGUCACCAGCAAGGAGACAUCUCCCAAGAUCAAUCUACGGAGAAGUCAAGGAGUCCUAGGGAGGCCAAACGGAGAACGGUACAGGUUGAAUAUGUUGCACCUCAGUCGCAAACUGCUAGAGGAGACUCACCCUCAUCCAACAAUAGAGCCGUUUUGGCUAACACUCAAGCCCGCGUCCCGCAACCACAGCGUCAGGCUAGUGUCAAGGGACAGGUGGCAACAACAGAUGCCGCGGCUGCGGCUGCGGCUGCCGCCGCGGCAGCAGCAUCCUCUGGGCUUUCUCGCUCCGUCUCUGACGCAGCAGCCUGGACGGGAGCGCCAGCUACGACCGGACCUCAAGGUACCCGUCCAGCCACUGGGGGCUCCAUGGCUUCAUUCAAUGCCGGUCGGUUGUCGACAUCCUACGGGCAACCUGUGGCACCCAAAGUUGAAGCGACAAAUGCCCAGGGCCGACUGGCCCAGCCAAAGAGCACACACCGCAUUAUGUCCCCGCCUUCCUCCCAGGCUUCUGCUCAGCAGCCCAUUGGUCGUCCAAGUACCCAUCAGGUUCCAGCUAAGUUCAAUCCGACUCCGCGCCAGGAAAUUCCCAAGGGGCACAAGCGAUCAAGCACCGUAUCCAGCAUCGGCGAAAAGAUAUUUGGGCGGUCUGGUUCGCGCUUCGUUUCUAGAAGUAACACGCAGGCCAAUGGAGCUCGUUCACGAGCUGCCAAACGCUAUCCCCCAACAAGCAUGAAGGAUCCGUGGGCCGGACCGGACUCCAGGGUCUCUAUAGACUCUCGUCGCUCUGCUCAAUACCGCAGGCAGAGCGAAACGGGUCCUUCCCAAAGCAAACCUCGCAGAUUCUCCCUUCUACCUUCGUUGAAGGCCUUUGCAUUGCCAACAAGCAGAUCCCAGACCCCCGAUGAAGAAGCGCAAACGGCUCACUCCGCUGACAACCAGAGUCAACAGCCAGGCCCAACAUCGGGCACGGCUCAAACCCGUCCUCAUACCACAAACAGUUAUGGGGUACAGGACACCACGGGUGCUGUAACGGAGGGCCCGAACGAUGUUUCGACCACCGAAGCAGAGCCGAUCAAUUAUCAGGCUCGUAUCGAUCAGCAAUUUGCGGUAUUGCAUGCAACCCACGCGGGUUCUUUCCAACCAAGGACCUACGACAGUAUUUCAGCAGAGCAGGUACAUCAACACGGCGACGUCGGUCUUUCAUCCCCUAGUUACUAUGACGACUAUGCAAAGACCCACAAUAGUCUGCCCCGGCAAUCUGCACAAGGGGCCCGAGCUGGAAAGGGCACGGUUCUGCAGAGCCACCGAAAAUUCACAGAUGCUUAUGAGUAUGAACGGUCAUCAUCGCAUCAUUCAGGAAGCUCGGGCGCAGCGAGAAAGGUCAUGGAUUUCUUCCGUCGACGUGCCAAAUCCAGAGCGGGUGAGGAUCGCUAAGUUAGCCUAGAUGUGGGCGAAGCGCCCGAACGAACAUGUUACCGAUUGAACCCUCGUCCUUUCGGCUGAACAACCGGUUCAGUGAAACGAAAUUGAAUACGGUGCCUUCAUUACAAGGCAAAUAGAAUUCGAAACCCCUUGGCAUCUAUCCGUUAAUGUUAUACCUGUGGGAAUGGUGACCCCCCCGUUUUGCGUGUCUCAUCAAGGUGCCCCGCUGAUCUCUGCCAGCGAGCUCGUUGCGGAAAGUCCGUCAAGAUGGGUUGGUCCGAACUGUAUAUCAACCAACCUGUGUCUCUGCCUCGGGAGGAGUCGAGCUCCAGUGUUGGCUCUGGCUCUAUUCGUUAGUCUUCACUGAUUUUUUUUUUUAUUUACUUUCUUCCUUUGCUUCUCUUCUUUUGCAGCGAAAGAACAGAAAGGUCAUUUGGAUACCCCAUGAUACCCAGACAGCUUUUGUCCUCUUCUGUGGCUUGCAAGUAUAUCCGUUUUCCCACCCUGCCUUCUGCGCGAGCAAGGAUCUGCUUCCUGCGUACGCGACAAUUAUUUUGGCAUUUUACCAUUUCCUUUGUUCCACAAUAUCUUUCGUCUUUCCUCUUUAUCCCCCUGUCACUUUAACUAUGAGUGCAAAUCAGCUCAUUUCCCUUCUGUUUCUACACAGACCAAACUUGUUGAAAGCCGGUUAGACUAAAAUGGAUCUGGUGUCUUUUACUUUGAAUUUGGAGGCGGGAAGUCACUUUUCCUUGUUUCUUUCGGACUUCCCGGGGUUGCUUUGAGGAUAAUGUACUUAACCUUCAUAUUUUUUUUUUUGCCUUGAUGUAAUAUUUUCUUUCGUCCCGUCCUCAAUGGCACCUUUCUGUUUACCGGGUGGUUUUGAUGGUUUUCUGUCGGCGGCCAAGGUUUACCUUAUACCGAGUUGGAGGGUUCUCUGUUCGUUUGUUCUAUUGUCCUCCCCUCCCCUCUUUCUUGAUCCCAGAAAGUGGCACACCGUGUGUACAGUGAGCGUGUAGCAUUUGGACGGAGACAGCUCGGGUGGUCCUUUUGAUGUCUGUGGCCUCAGCCGUUUCUAGGACUCAUUCAGCUACCCUAUUUGAUUUUAUUUGAUUCCACCUGCUGGAAUUAGAACAAUGGAGGCGGGAUUAAGAUUCCCGUUUACUCGGCUUUCUACAAUGUUGUAGCCAUUGUCCAUGGACCUUGUGUGUCUCCGUACUGCCAGGGAUAAUACAGCUUGGAGUUACGGAGCUGCCUACACAGAGCUGCUUACACGGAGUCUCGGGGAGUGUACGCCUGCAACAGCGGGGUUUAAGCUGGAAUUAAG
Messenger RNA from Monascus purpureus, 5598 nucleotides. The record is from the annotation of a GenBank genome assembly. Lineage: Eukaryota; Fungi; Ascomycota; Eurotiomycetes; Eurotiales; Aspergillaceae.